Messenger RNA from Penicilliopsis zonata CBS 506.65, 1437 nucleotides. RefSeq lists its product as hypothetical. The record is from RefSeq and is a predicted model, not a curated record. Lineage: Eukaryota; Fungi; Ascomycota; Eurotiomycetes; Eurotiales; Aspergillaceae. Bases 490 to 1197 code for a protein of 235 amino acids. The transcript has a single exon.
AAUGUGGUAGUUUCUGCCUCAGGCUGCAGAUAUUAUUGCUAUUGACGUCGUUCAACUUCAAGCAACUUCAAACCUGAGCAGAACUUGCCAACCACACAACCUCCCUCGCUUCUGCACUUAUGGACAUCUCUCACUUGAUUUUUGUUUCUCUCCUUACUUAUUUAAACGAGAUCUUGCCUCAGUCGGCUCUCGAUGCGAUUAAAGUCCACGAAAGUCCGGGAUAACCAUCUCUUUGUUUCAGACAUGAGUUUUGUAGAUACUUCAAUGUUGCGAGUUCACUAGAUCAUCUUGCUUACUUGGUUUCUCGCUUAACAUUUAACACAUAAAUAGCACAAAGGGUUUGAAUGUGGUCCUAAGGCUUCUACCGUGCUCGUGGAGUUUUCCGCUGGAUACCAACUUCUGUCAUCAAAAUGGAUAACCAGCCAAAAGUCGAAUUACUCCAAGCCGAGGUGGACGAAAACGACGAAAGCUUUUUCCGUCUUCUGGUUGAUGGUGUUUCUGUUAAAUAUAUCACCGUGGAACCAGGCAUCUACAUCGCUGAAGAUAUGUUUAUUCGGUCCUUCCCUCGUCUCCCUCUUGCCAGAAUUCCCCCCAGGAAACUGGAACGAUGGUCUCGUGGCCAAGGAUGGAAAGGACGGUCGGCCCUAUUUUGCGAGCUCCAACCUGACCGAAUUGCCUGGCGUUCAGAACACCUGGCAUGAAACCUAUGUCGACUACUUGGAGCUUUCGAUCGGACGGAAGUUACGAACGGGCAUUUAUGAAGCCAGAUGUUCGUUAUUCAAUGAGAUUGUCAUCGCCAAAUUCGCUCGCUUUCCCUGGGAGAUCCAAUACAUGGAGAAUGAGACCACAGCAUAUCAAUGGAUAUCCGGCCAUACAAUCGGGCCUCGAUUCCUUGGUCACUUGACUGAAAACGGUCGAGUGAUUGGGUUCUUGAUGGAACGCAUAACCGAUACACAGCAUGCUAGCCCUGAAGAUCUCGAAGCCUGCAGGGAGGUAUUGACUCGACUACAUGAUGUAGGAGUACGACACGGGGAUACGAAUCGAUUCAAUUUCCUUGUAUGCGAUUCGAAGGCUACGUUGAUCGAUUUCGACACGGCUCAGAAAUGUGACGAUCGGAACUUGCUUCUGCAGGAGUUGGAGAAUUUAACUGUGUGCCUCAACGAUCCGUCGGACAGAGGAGGUGGAGGUCUUCAUUAGAACAGAUUGCAUGCUGGCGCCAUGGUGGUCACUGUGCUUCUAAGCUGUUGGCUUAUCUUCUACAAUGGUUUAUCUCGGUACUGUGUGGUCUUUGCAGGUCCAGUCAAUUAUUUCCUAGCUAUGAACAUGUCUCCCUAGCCAGUAGGUCUUCAUUAUCAUAGUGAAAGUACUAGAUUCAAGACUGAGAAAGAAAUGUCAAAACGACAAACCGGCUAUCAUUAAAGGGACAAAAGGAGGGCG